CGUGGUUUUGCACAACAUCAGGAUUGCCCUCAGUCAGAAAUCUUGAAUUGCAGCUUUACUGGGUGGGUCUUGAAGAAUUUGAAGGCGUUCUGCAGAUGGGGCGUGUUUACCUAUGAGAAAGUAGCCAGCAUAUAUGCCUGUUUUUUGCUAACAUACUAGCAUGCUCUGUGACUGAACCGCUGUAAAGCAUGGCCUAUGUAUUAAAGACACUCAACAGCUGGUUCUGGUGGGAGAGCUUGUGGAUACCUGCCAAUUGCACAUGGGCAGAUCUUGAAGACCACGAUGGCAUUGUCUUUCCAAAGCCAUAUCAAUUAUAUGCCACGAUACCAUACGCUUUUGUGAUGCUGAUGGUCCGAUUCGUGAUAGAAAGAUAUAUUGCCAUACCUCUAGCAAAAGCUUUAGGUAUAAAGAACAUAACGCGAGUGAAGCCGCAGCCAAAUGCUAUUCUAGAGAAUUAUUUCCGAAAAUGCACAAAACAUCCAUCCCAAUCUGAGAUUCAAGGCCUGGCCAAAAAGUGUAACUGGACAGUUCGUUUGGUGGAAAAGUGGUUUAGGAGACGGCGAAAUCUUGAGCUCCCAACGAUGCUUCGGAAAUUCCAGGAAGCUUGCUGGCGAUUUUCAUUUUAUCUCACAUCAUCCAUUGCUGGAUUUAUAUUUCUAUAUGACAAACCUUGGUUUUAUGAUAUAUGGCAAGUGUGGGUUGGCUAUCCAUUUCAGCCCUUGCUAUCAUCCCAAUAUUGGUACUACAUGGUCGAGAUUAGUUUUUAUUGGUCUCUGUUGUUUACCCUUGGUACUGACAUCAAAAGGAAGGACUUUAUGGCCCACGUCGUUCACCAUUUGGCAGCCAUUGUUUUGAUGGCCUGUUCUUGGUGUGGCAAUUACGUUCGUAUUGGGACCUUAGUGAUGAUUGUACAUGAUACUGCAGACUUCUGGCUUGAGUCAGCCAAAAUGUUUAAUUACGCUCGUUGGGAAAAAACCUGCAAUGUUCUCUUCGUCAUCUUCUCUGUCGUGUUCUUCAUCACGCGGAUUAUCCUUUUCCCUUUUUGGAUUUUACCUGGCACAUUAUAUCUGCCUUCAUAUUACUCCUCAACAAUCGUCAUAGCAUAUUUCAUCUUCAAUGGGCAGCUUCUAAUUCUGCAAGGCCUCCAUCUAUACUGGGGCUACUUUGUUCUCAAAAUUUUGAAUAAAUUCCUGUUCCUAAAGGUGUUCAGGACGCCUACACCUGCUUGGGCUAAAACUGAUGGCAAAAAAGACUUGAAAGAUGACCGGAGUGAUGAAGAAGAGGAAGACUCCCUCACUGAUAAUGAAGAGUGCAUGAAGAAUGGCAGCAAGAAUGGCAGCAAGAAUGGCUGUGGGUUGAGCAGACACCAACUCUUAAACAACAAUCAUUAGAUCCAACCCUGCACCAUCUCCUGCAGUGUCGCUUGCUGUGUCCUUAACCCAACCUACAGUAUAGAGCUUAAAGUCAACAGGCUUAAAAGAGUCUGUGAUUGAUUUAUUGCUGGUUACUAGAUCUGGAAGGAAGCCCAUUUUAGAAAGGGGGUGGGGGGACUGCUUAACAUGACAAAAUGUGUUAAUGACCCACUUUCUGAAUUACUGCAUACAAGUGUGUGAAAAACAUAUCUAGACUCUGUAAAUCUCUCUUGAAAUGCUCAAGAAUUUCAAAACUAUCUCAGAACACUUAAAAUCUAAUGGAUUUAAUCAUACAUUGCAAAUCUGAGAAAAGCCAGGCAACUUUACCCAAUAAUUUUAGUGGCGUUUCCAUAUAUUUUUAGAAGUGUAUAGCUGAUGUGAACCCCACUAAAGAUCAGAAUGGCAAGAUCUUUGCAAGAGAAAUCUAUAACACUGGGAUGUAUUAUCUAGCAUUUUACGCAUCCUGUUUGCAUUUCAGCCCUUAGCACUGGGCUGCUGCUUGUGAAUUAGAUCUAAUUCCCAUGUGGCUGGGGGAAGCUAGCAAGUAGGCUCUGUGGCUAUUAUUCAAGUUUGUUUGUGCCUCCCUGAAAUGCCUCCUUCACUUAAAGAAGCAAUUGUUAGAUCCUUGCUCAAAAAAAUCCGUUCUUUGCAAUGGCAGAUAAUCUCUCCAGAUAUCACCCAUCUCAAGUCUUCUGUUUCAGGGGAAGAUUUUCAAGAAAGUGGUGGCAAAAAAAAUAAAAUCUCAUUCAUUAAUAGGGUUUGUAACGUUUUUGAGACUGGAUUACUGCAUUGAGUUCUGCAGGAGGCUACACUGUCAAACCACUCAGCAAUUGCAGCUAGUCCAUGGUGCCAUGGUCUACUCAGUCAUUGGAGUCUUGCACAAAAUGAGCUCUGAGCUUUCCAAUACUCUGGCUAUCGACCAACUUCCAGACGACGUUUCACAGGUUAUUGACUUAUAAAGCCCUAAAACGGUGGUUCUCAAACUUUUGUACUGGUGACCCCUUUCACAUAGCAAGCCUCUGAGUGUGACCCCCCCUUAUAAAUUAAAAACACUUUUUAAUAUAUUUAACACCAUUAUAAAUGCUGGAGGCAAAGCGGGGUUUGGGGUGGAGGCUGACAGCUCAGGACCCCCCAUGUAAUAACCUCGCAACCCCCUGAGGGGUCCCAACGCCCAGUUUGAGAACCCCUGCCCUAAAUGAUUUGGGUCCCCUUAUUGUAAAGACAACUUCUGCCCAUGUGGUUCUGCAGCCCUUGAAGUGAUCUGAUUCACUCAAGCUAACAGCUCAGGAGAGACAAAAGGGGGCUACUGACACAAGGUCCUCAUUGAGAGGCCGUUGUAUUUAAUACUCGUCUCCCCAUUCUGGCUGCAAGAGCCUGAAUUUGGUGACCUAUAGGGCACGCUGCAGAAUUCACUUGUUUUUCCAGGCUUCCUUUGGAAGAGGGAAGGAUGAGUGAGGGGCUGGAGGAUUUGCUGGGCUAGGAAAUGUUGCUAGGGGCUUGGGACUCGCGUUUUGUGUUGUUAUAAGCUAUGGGAGUGGUCUCUUAUGGGGAGUGGAAAUUGCGGGAUGUCUGCCUGUGGUCUUUUUGACCUAUAAAACUGUAUUUAAUCUGGGGGGAGGAGGAGAGAGUCGCGUGCCAUGAGCAGUGGAUGAUGCUUUAUUAUAAAUAAAUGGAAUCUGGCCUAGUGUGUUUUGAAAAGAGCAGGAAGCAUACAAGGAAAAACACCAGUCGGGAUAGUCAGUGCUAUAUUUCUUGCUUGCACUGCUUGGGGUGAGUAGCCAGUUAUCUCAAUGUCUGCAGUAUUCCCUUGUACUACUUUGUACUUACUGUAGGAAAUACAAUCUCCUGCAGCAUUCAGGGUAUCUCACUGCCAGUACUUAAGUCACCAGCAGCAGCUAGCAAGUGUUUCUGGGCCAUCCUUGCUUAUAAAUGCUCACGACUAAUAAUUUAAAUGCAUUCAAAUGGCUUUUCUCAGCAAAAUGUGAACAUAGGAGGUCCAGGCUAUAUGUUCCUUUAUAAGAGCAGUGGAUAUAUAGUAAUAUUUUCUGCAAAUGUUGAGUGAUUCUGGGAGACAGCCAGUGCAUAUUUUUUAAUUUUGAUUCCAAAAAUCUUUCCUGAUAUGAAAAAGAGAGGAACCCAUAACAGGAAAGAGAGAAUGCUGAACUCUUCCAGGGAGUGAGCCUGAAUUUAUAAUGCAAAUUGUUGCCAACUCUUGCCAUUCUUGCUUGGGCAAAAUUUCCAUUGAAAUCCAUUAAAAUUCCCUGGAGUUUUGACUGGGUCAGAAUUCUGGACUGCUCCUUAAUGCAUAUCUCUGGACUGUCCCUUGUUAGAAGGGAUAUUCCUCACAUUAGCCCCAAAUAUGCCUCUUCCCCACUCUGAACUUGCUUCAUAUCCUGCAAAUUAUUAACAGGAACAUGGAAGCAAGAAGCUGGCCUUAGAGAGAAUGUGAUUCAUGCUAAAGAAAUUAAUUUCACAUUGCUUCAAGAUCCUUGUCCUGUCUUUUCCAUGUCCCCUGUUUUGGAUCUUUGUACCACAGUGUGUUCUGCAUUUGGACCUUAGCAGGUUGAGAGGUAUGAAGUAGUGGAGAGUUUAACCAGUUGAAGUUGUGAAGAUGACUUUGCUAUGACAUUUUGACCAUAUCAGAAUAUGAACAGUCAGCAGUCCUAUAGCCUUGUGGUGAAAUCCUGGCCCCACUGUAGUCAAUGGGAGCUUUGCCAUUGACUUCAGUGGGGUCCGGAUUUCACCCCCAGUCUAAAGUCAAUGGUGCCACGAAUUCACCUUUUUGUAUUUAUGAAAAAUGUCUAUUAUGCUGCUUCUAUGCCAGUUAUUUAGACAGAUAAAAUAGAUAAUCUGAUCGCUAGAUAACCUAUUAUUCCACUUUGGACCAGAGCUGUUGACUUCAUGGGACUCAUUGGUAAUCAGUCAUUAUCAUGCCCUUUUGUACGAUCACCGUUUUUAUACUUCAUGGUCACUACUUUUGCCUUGUCAAACGUGUUACAAUCUAUAAAUAAACCUUUUAAAAAUGUC
Molecule: messenger RNA, 4439 nt
Organism: Malaclemys terrapin pileata
Lineage: Eukaryota; Metazoa; Chordata; Testudines; Emydidae
Gene: CERS3
Product: ceramide synthase 3
Exons: 12
Coding region: 189-1391 (400 amino acids)
Biological process (GO): ceramide biosynthetic process
Cellular component (GO): membrane
Molecular function (GO): sphingosine N-acyltransferase activity; DNA binding
Source: RefSeq, a predicted model, not a curated record